Molecule: messenger RNA, 2084 nt
Organism: Sphaeramia orbicularis (orbiculate cardinalfish)
Lineage: Eukaryota; Metazoa; Chordata; Actinopteri; Kurtiformes; Apogonidae
Gene: rbm41
Product: RNA binding motif protein 41
Exons: 7
Coding region: 638-1969 (443 amino acids)
Biological process (GO): mRNA splicing, via spliceosome
Cellular component (GO): U12-type spliceosomal complex
Molecular function (GO): pre-mRNA intronic binding; U12 snRNA binding
Source: RefSeq, a predicted model, not a curated record
ACACCAUAUCAACUAAUAGGCAGCAGUAGCAGUAGCAGCAGUGUGUGUUUAUCAGCUCCGAGAUGGUGAAGAAAAGCACCCAUGUCACCUUACUGACGUCACCCAGCAGGCUAAUUGAGGACACUGGAGCAGGGUGGGGAGGGUGUGGGCGGUUGGGAGCAGUCAGUGUGUAUAUUCAGGAGAGCUUUGCAGCAUUACGUUUAAUAAAUAUGACACAUAAUGCACUGCUCGGGUGCUAUACAUGAAGGAGAAUGGAGCCAACUCUGGCGAUAAACACGGGUUAUAUCCAUCCACACCCUGUCUAAUACAGCAGGGUGUGGCGGAGGAAAAAUGCACGCAGCGUGUUCGAACUGAUGUGAAUUUCCACAGAAGGAGCAUCAUCACAAAAACCACCUAUCUGGAAGAAUGUCAACGCAACACUGACACAUUCAGCGGUGAAAACUGGCCUAAUACCACAAGUGAUACAUGAUUAAUCUCCUCGUGUGUUCGAUGUAAUCCAGUUCUCACACUUUAACAUCUCCAAAUUCCAGAUUUGAGCUGCUCUAUUUUCUGUAUGUGUAUUUAAAGAGCCCUUCGACAAUGUCGACUACGUUUCCCAUGAACCCGCACACCGGAAGUGGAAGUAUAAGGCGGAAGCAUGAGAAGAGUGAGCCGACAGUCCUGUGAGGAUGGUCCUCUGUUGGAGGAGCAGGAGACCGAGGGGAGGAGGCAGCUGCACAACCUCCUGCUGCAGCAGCUCCACACCAACGUCAAUAUCGACAAAUGCGUAGCCAAGAGGCAGUGCUUCGCCCCAGCAGCUCUGUAUCGUCCAUUUGGAGAGCAGGCAGCCGGAGUCCAGAGCCUGUCCCAGUUUCAGGCUCUGCAGGAUGGACAGAAGGAGCUGGACGGCCUGCGGGAGCUGGGCCUCACUGACGCUGAGAUUCAGCUGUGGCAGAGCAGAGAUGACGCAGAGGCAGCCAACAAAGCCCACGGUGUGUGUGCAGCUCCUGGGGCCAGGCAGGAGCGUCUGCAGGUCAUCAGAGACAAGAUAGAAGCCAGGGCACAGCUCCUGUCCCGCCCCCAGCGCUUCGCCACCAGCCGCCCACUGUCACGACGCGAGAUGGAGAUCGAGCGAGCGCUGUUCCAGGGCAGCGACCGCUUCGGAUUCCUGACCGCACUUUACCACCAAGGUGCAGAUGAGCAGGCUGUCCAGCAGGGGGCGUCGUCCUGUCCCUCCAUGGACUCUGUGUACAGAACCGUCCUCAGUGAGGACAGAGCAGCUUCACCACACCGUCCACAGCAGGACGCCUCCCAUCUGUCCACGGACACUAGUGCAUCUGACCAAUCACAGACCAGCACCGGCCUGUUAGCGGACUCACAGAGGGACGACGUCCAACCAGAGGCAGAAAAGAGCACCGGUUCAGGACACUUCCAGUCAAACUCAGACCAAUGGGACGAACUGAAGCAGCAGCCACUGGCCACGCCCACACACAUUAAUAUAAGCCAGCCAAUCGGCAGCCUGUGUGGAGCGGGGAAGGCGGGCUCAAACGGCCCGCUUACUGUCAGAGGAGAGAUUGAGAGCAUUUCAGAUGAAGAAAUCCUAUCAAACCGCGAACCAGACGAAGGAAUCCGCAGCAUCGCCAGGUUCCGAAACUACCAUCCAGGAAAACCCUCCAAGGUGCUGUGUGUGAAGAACCUGAGUGCACAGGCGUCAGUGGCCCAGCUGGUGGCGCUGUUCUGCAGGUUUGAGGAGGAGAACGAUCCACAGAUCCUCUACCGUCUGCUGACCGGAAGGAUGAAGGGCCAGGCCUUCAUCACCCUGAGAGAUGCUGAAACGGCCCAGAAAGCACUCGAGCUGGUCCACGGAUACCGGUUGCUAGGGAAACCUCUGGUGGUUGAGUUUGGCCGCGAGCGUCAAGAAGAGGAGAAACAGAAGGAGGAUCAAGUGCAGAAGGAGGAAAACAGCGACAGGAAAAAGGAUGAUUCCUGACAGAAACACAGAUGCUCCAGACCUGAGACGUGCAGUCUGUGUGCGGUGUAAUUCUUCUGAAUGUUCAAAGCCGUCAUCCUGCCAGUCUGACGUCAACACACGUCUGCAUGUCGCU